This is a messenger RNA of Psilocybe cubensis, 1020 nucleotides long. RefSeq lists its product as uncharacterized. The record is from RefSeq and is a predicted model, not a curated record. The coding region runs from base 1 to 1020 and encodes 339 amino acids. The transcript has 4 exons. NCBI's taxonomy places the organism in Eukaryota, Fungi, Basidiomycota, Agaricomycetes, Agaricales, Agrocybaceae.
AUGUCUACUUUAACCUUGGCCAACGGAAUCACGUAUCACUACACAGACAGUGGACAACCGAUUGAGAGCCAAUAUAAGACUCUCAUCCUUAUCCAUGGGCACUCAUUCAACAGUGGAAUAUUUCGGAAACUCCUACCUCUGGCCCCGUCUCAGGCCCUGAGACUGAUAUGCAUCGAUCGAAGAGAGUACAACGGGUCUACUCCCUUUACUUCUGAAGAGCUGCGUAUCAUCAAAAACGGAAACGACGAAGAACGGGCAUCUUUUCUUGCUGAGCAGGGUCUCCUCAUAGCUUUGUUCAUCGACGGCCUUAUUCAAAACCUGGCUUUGCCGAUCCAUUGUGGCGGGGCCAUUUCGGGAUGGUCUUUAGGAAACCUAUAUUCUUUGGCCAUGAUCAAUGCCAUAGAUCAUCCUAAGCUUCCCCAAGAUGUGCGAGAAAGAUUAAAGGUUUUUUUGUGGACGUACAUCAUAUGGGAGAUUCCGUCGUAUAUCCUCGGCAUCGAAAGCCCUCCAGGUUCCUAUGUCCCGUUAUGGGACUACGACUUGCCUGAGGAAGACCGAGGGCCAGUGUUUGGUACAUAUAUUUCUAGCUUCUUCGACCACGGCACCGACGUACUCGCUGGACACAACAUACCCCUCCUUAACCAUCGCAAUCCAACUCCAGGAACAUCCACAAUCGAAAAAAUGACGCAAGAAGAAAUUCUUUCGAGCACAAACUUCCUUGUGGGACCCAAAUGUGAUACGAUCGUCCUUGAACCUCCGUACUAUGGAACACACCGCACGAACCUCCGGAAAGCACUUCUUGACGAUAUUUCGAGUGUCGAUAAAUGGGGGAUGGAUGUGUGGCAUAUCUAUGGCGACAGUUGUAGCUGGAACGUGGUGCUUUCGCCAUGGAUCUUAGAAGAGCAAUGCUUGAAAGCCAACAAAAAGGUUCAUUUCAGAACAAUUGCCGACGCAAAUCAUUUUCUGAUGUGGGAGGACCCGGAGCGUGCUAUCGCCGUAUUAAAGGAAUGUCUGGUCUGA